AUGGUUCCGGGUAAACAUCCAGGUCUGGAUAUUGUUUCAGGAGGACGUCAAUGUCUAGGAACUGUUCCAGGUGGAGGUGCAGGUUCGAGAACUGUUCCGGGUACACUUUCAGGUCCGGGAACGGUCCUGGGUGAACGUCCAGGUCCGGGAAUGAUUCCGGGUGAACGUCCAGUUCUGGACAUUGUUCCAGGUGGAGGUGCAAUUUCAGGAACUGUUUCAAGUGGACCUCCAUGUCUAGGAACUGUUCCAUGCGGAGGUGCAGUCUGGUCUGGUGUACCCGGAUCUGGAGAUGUACCCGGAACAGUUCUCGAAACUGCACCUCCACCUGGAACAGUUCCGAAACUCGGACCUCUACCUAGAACAGUUCCUGAACCUGGACCACUCCCUGGGAGAGUUCACCGUCCUGGACCUCAAGCUGGAACAGUUCCGGCAAUUUUUCCCUCACCUGGAAGAUUUCCUAGCACUUGA
Messenger RNA from Diachasma alloeum, 468 nucleotides. RefSeq names its product tetra-peptide repeat homeobox protein 1-like. The transcript has a single exon. NCBI's taxonomy places the organism in Eukaryota, Metazoa, Arthropoda, Insecta, Hymenoptera, Braconidae. Bases 1 to 468 code for a protein of 155 amino acids. The record is from RefSeq and is a predicted model, not a curated record.